GGAAUAUGGAUGCAGGGAUUUGCUGCUAUUUAGACACAUUAAAUGUAGUCUAUAUGUACACCCUGUUGAAAAAAAAAAAACAGCAUGUGCCACUUAGGUAUGUUUUGAAGCAUGGCAGCUGGUUUAAGCUGGUCCUGAGCAGGAACUAGUUGCUUAGGACCAGAACAUGACCAGCAUAAACCAACUCAGGACCAGCUCAAACCAGUUGCCAUGCUGCAAAACAUACCUAACAUACCUAGCAUAUGCCAUUUUUCAACAGGGCACUGUUCUUUUGCAGAACUGCCUUAAUUCUUUGUGGCAUGGAUUCAACAAGGUGCUAGAAACAUUCCUCAUAGACUUUGGUCUUUAUUGACAUGACAGCAUCACACAGUUGCUGCAGAUUUGUGGGCUGCACAUCCAUGAUGCGAAUCCAAUGUAUAUCAAUAUCUUGAUACAAGGCAGGAUGGAUCCAUGCUUUCAUGUUGUUUAUGCCAAAUUCCUACCCUAUACAAUUCGAAUGUCCCAGCAGAAAUCAGCAGACCAGGUAACUCUUUUCCAAUCUUCUGUUGUAUUUUGGUGAGCUUGUGUGAACUGUAGUCUCAGUUUCCUGUUCUCAGGUGACAGGAGUGGCUCUUCAGCUGUUGUAGCCCGUCUGUUUUGUGUCCAGAGAUUGUCUUCUGCAAACCUCGGUUGUAACAAGUAGUUAAUUUACUUAUCACUGUUGCCUUUCUAUGAGCUCAGAACCAGUCUAGCCAUUCUCCUCUGACAUCUGGCCUAUCCUAGAGAUGGCUGUGCAUUGAAAUCUCAGUAGAUCAGAUUUCUGAAAUACUCAGAACAGCCUGUCUCGCACCAGCAACCAUCCAUGUUCAAAGUCACUUAAAUCACCUUUCUUGCCCGUUCUGAUGCUUGGUCAUCUCAACCAUCAAAUCGUCUCAACCAUGUCUACAUGCCUAAAUGCACUGAGUUGCUGCCAUGUGAUUGGUUUAUUAGAUAUUUUCGUUAAUGAACUGUUGUAACUAAUCAAGUGGACAGUGAGUGUAUGUAAGUACCUGUUUGUAUAGCUGAUCUAGCCAUACUUGUUGAUAACAAUAAGAUGUCCACAUACUUUUAGCCAAUGUGCAUCACUCAUUUCAUUUUGAGUCCCUUCUGUAUAGGCAAAAACAUUAUACAGAAAUCAAAACAUGAGAGGGAAAGUCAAGCAUUAUGCUGGACAAGUGACUCUGCUCUCAUCAUGCCCAUUACAGUUAUCUGCCCUGACCUCUGUCUCAUACAGUCUGCAGCAGGUGGAUGGGAAGGGUUAUUCGCAAACACGCACACAGAGCACCAGACACAGGAGCACCCGUCUGCCGCCCCCUCUGAGGCUCAGCCCACCUACACCUCCAUCUUCUCUCUGUACGACAACAGCACCUACGCCAUCAGCACUGCCAAUCUCACCAUCUCCUCCGGCGCUAAUGGAAGUUCAGCGCUCAAUGGCAGCUCUGCUGAGCGACACAGGUGUAAAGAGGACAGUGAGUUUUUGGAGGAGGAGAAUUUGAGGGUUGGGCUGCUGUUUGCCUCCAAAGCCCUGGUGCAGCUCAUGGUCAACCCAUUUGUGGGCCCACUGACUAACAGGAUUGGAUAUCACAUACCGAUGUUUGCUGGGUUUGUUAUCAUGUUUGUCUCCACAAUAAUGUUUGCCUUCUCAGGGACAUACGCGCUGCUGUUUUUCGCCCGCUCAUUGCAGGGAAUUGGAUCAUCCUUUUCCACUGUGGCAGGUCUGGGAAUGUUAGCAAGUGUGCACACAGAUGACAAUGAGAGAGGAAUUGCCAUGGGAAUCGCAUUGGGAGGACUUGCCAUGGGAGUGCUCAUUGGAGCCCCAUUUGGCAGUGUCAUGUAUGAGUUUGUUGGUAAAAGUUCUCCCUUCCUCGUCCUUGCCUUCUUGGCUGUGUUUGAUGGAGCCCUCCAGCUCUGCAUCCUUCAGCCCUCAAAAAUCUCUCCAGGGAGCGUGGAAGGAACACCAUUACUCACCCUGCUGAAGGAUCCCUACAUACUCAUUAGUGCAGGGUCGUUGUGCUUUGCAAACAUGGGGGUGGCUAUUUUAGAGCCCACUCUUCCCAUCUGGAUGAUGCAAACAAUGUGCUCGCCAAAAUGGCAGCUUGGUAUGGCUUUCCUACCAGCCAGUGUUUCUUACCUCAUUGGGACCAAUCUGUUUGGAGUACUGGCCAAUAAAAUGGGAAGGUGGUUGUGUUCCAUGAUCGGCAUGCUUAUAGUCGGCCUCAGUCUGCUCUGUGUUCCCUUUGCCAAAGACAUCUAUGGGCUUAUUGGUCCCAAUGGAGGGUUGGGAUUUGCUAUUGGAAUGGUAGAUUCGUCUAUGAUGGCUAUAAUGGGUUACCUAGUGGAUAUUCGCCAUGUGUCUGUCUACGGAAGCGUGUACGCUAUUGCUGAUGUUGCACUCUGCAUGGGAUUUGCUGUUGGUCCAUCGACUGGAGGGGCCAUAGUAAGAGCCAUAGGCUUCCCCAAUCUCAUGGUGAUCAUCGGCAUUAUCAACAUCCUGUAUGCACCCCUUUGCUUCUUCCUCAAAAAUCCUGCUGUUCGGGAGGAGAAGAUGGCUAUUAUAAAUCAGGAGUGUCCAAUGCAUGUGAAGAGCUACUAUACACAGCGCGGGUACAGAGAAUUCCCUCUGAGUGAUGAAAGUGAGGAGGACACUGAAGAGUGAUGCACAUAUACCUAUAAGGAACUUGCCAACAAAUAAUCAGGACCUGCAGCCCUGAUUGAAAAGGUUUAGAAUGAUUAAUAUAGCAACUUUCUCUAUCCUUCUCUAAGAUCACAUUUUUGUGUACAAAUGGUUAGUGCGAAGUGAAUAUUGUUUUUGUACGCUUGUAAAGUGUUGUUUAUCCUGUCUCUUGUCACGUCAGUGGGUUUGAAUGAAAUAAACAGGCCUAAUCUGUCAA
Molecule: messenger RNA, 2909 nt
Organism: Cyprinus carpio (common carp)
Lineage: Eukaryota; Metazoa; Chordata; Actinopteri; Cypriniformes; Cyprinidae
Product: chromaffin granule amine transporter-like
Biological process (GO): transmembrane transport; aminergic neurotransmitter loading into synaptic vesicle
Cellular component (GO): terminal bouton; synaptic vesicle membrane
Molecular function (GO): serotonin:sodium:chloride symporter activity
Source: RefSeq, a predicted model, not a curated record